AUCAAAUCAGUCAACACAGCGAAAGAAACAUACAAAACGUGGCACGAUGCCCUGUAUGGUGGCGAUCUUUUGCCGUGCUCGGAACUUAAAAUAAAGGCUUUUUGUGCUGAUUUGGCAGAUCUGGGCUAUGGAUACCACACGAUCAUGACAGACUUUUAUAACGGCCUGUGUUGCUGGGUUAGUAUAAUCUCAUUCUGCUUGACAAAUUCCUGUCUUGUAUAGUUGAAAAGCCCAUAAUGCAACUCUGACCGAUAAGGGAAUACGGUUUUCCGUUUAAUAUCUUUCAAAAGAUUAACUUCCUGUGGGCUACGAUUAUAGAUGUACUAAAUACAGGUUCUCUCAUCGAAGUAAUCAGUAAAAAGUUGGUGAAAUUUACUCUUUUAUCUGUCUGAGGGGUAAUAUCGAAGGAUUCUUUCCAUGAUACCUGUUCAUUAUCCCUGCUUGCGAAUUCUUCAGGCAUUUAUAAUUACGUUAUUUUCAUAUAUAAUGAAGAAUAAGAAAAUUAACGUUCGCGUUCUCCCGGUGUAAUUACGAAUCCUGAACCGGUUGUAGUUGAGUAUGUUUUGGUGGCUGCAAGGCUCUGACUGAAUAACAUUACCCAGGACGAUAGUGUGUGCGUCAAGACUCUCUUUCACUGACAUUUUGCCGCCGCCAUGUAAUAUAACUACUUAGUUGGUGUUUAACUAUGCAUCCCGGUUGCAUUUCAGCACAUGUGUAUGGGACUGCCCAGUCCACGUAGGACGUACCCGGGGCUCACGGGGACAUUAGAUAAAUUCCUGAAACAAAAAAUAGGAAAAAAAAAUCUAUUUCCUCGCGAGCCCCUGUUUCCACAAGAUGUGGAACACCUUAUAGAUGUAUGUGGAAUUGAUAGCCCACAAUCCCUACAAAGUGAGUAUACCGAACUAUUUCAUUAAUGUAGGGUAAAUUAAUAUUAUUUCUCUCCUGAAAUAGUCGAAGCUUACAUUUGUGAAUUAAAUUUACAGUUGUAAUGUCGUCAUGAAGCGCAAGAAGAAAUCCAUGAGGGUUAUAGAUACUGGGCUUCCUCCCUUAGUGUGGUCUGCAUUGUUGUCUAAUUGACGUUGUUUUGUUGCACUUGAGUAGCUUCAGGUUGAUAAGAAUUGCGAUAGUACUACAAUCGCAUGACGAUGAUUCCCACCAAAGACUAUGGGAAGGGCGUUCAAGAGACUGGGACUGAGGACGCAAGACUUUUAUCAGAACGACCGGCUUAAAGGCUCUUCUAGGAGCCCUAACUUGACAAUAAAAACCAAUGACCAAAUCAGAAUUCCCUUGCAGUUUUAUAUAGUGUGUGUUUAAUUAUUUCCUGUUUGGAAAGUCUUUCAUCUUCCCCCAAAGUUUUCAAGAGUGUAGUUACUUUUAAAUCGCCCUCGCGAUCAAAUACUUUAUUGAAUUACCAUUUUAUGUCAAGGGACGGUGGUGAGUUUCAAGACCUACACCUUUUUAGGGGUUUCAGUCAUUACCUUUGUGAUGAACAUUUAGGACUCCAAUCAAAAUAACCCCACCUUCGCAACAAUGUUAUGAACAGUGGGUGAUGUGUCAGACAAAACAAGUGAAUCUCCUUCAUGAAAUGAGGGCAAAAACUUCAAAAGGCCGAGACAAUACCAGCAUGAAUGCAGGUGACGAGUACUUGCCUGAAUGUAAAUUCAUGUGAAUUCUUUGGGUGGAGUUGUAACCCCAUUAUUCUCUCUUGCCAAGUAGCAUAGGCCUCUGUUAUUUUCCACUUUGACCAAUACAAAGGAAAGGUUUAUUUAUCUCAUCGGAUGGAUAUUAGCUUGAACCGCAGAUAAACCUACCUAACCUCUGGCUAUCGACCAAAGGCCUAUGGGUUUUGCAUCAUCACUUUGAACGUUGACCAUUGCAUCUUCAACAUGCCUUCAUACCCUGGGUGCCAGGGGCUCUUUUUUUCCUGUUGUUUGCGGCGAAAAUUGAGCGGCGAAGCCGCGAUCGUGACAAGCGGGGAAAAAAACAGCUCGUCACGAUCGCGACAUCGCUGCUCAAUUUCCGUCGCAAAGAACAGGAAAAAAAGCCCUCUGGAACCCUGGGCCCAGUUGUUCGAACGCCGGUUAGCACUAACCCGGGGUUAAAUGUUUACCGGGCUUUCUUUUUGUUGUUAUCAAAAGCACUCUCUCGGAUAAUUUUCUGUAUUCUUUUUAGAGUAUCCAAUCAUCGAAUUGUAGGCAAGAAGAAUUAAACUGAAUUUGAAUUUUAAGCUCCAAUAUCUGAGUUCAAAGUCCGCACUAACCCUGGGUUAUCUUAACCCAGCUUCGAACAACCCGGCCCAGGGUAAUGCCUUCCUGGCCUAUCAAAAAAGGGAAAUUUAAAUUUGUUCAUUUCAGCCGCGUUCAUGUUGAGCGCGUCUUUCCAUUCAGGGGCCCGACAGGGUUCCCUGACUGGAAAGGGCCAUCGAAGCGACGCAGCGGAAAUGAUGAACAUGGCCACCAAUCAAGUAGCAUUGGAUCAAUUAAGAUUUCAGUGAGUAUUUGACCUCAUACAAGUUGUAUAGAAUGUUUUUAAUGAAUUAAUACAAAUUUAACUACGUCCCAAUGUUAGAUAUAAUAGCCUAUUUCAUAGAAUUACGUUUACUUAAUGCCAAACCACUGUUGGAAAGUGCGAUGAAUGAGGGAGUGGUUGUGUGGAACCUUCCGCCUUUUUCUUCUUCAUCAACCCGUUUUUGCUGCGAUGAACUUUUUGGUGAUACUUUAUACUAAUUGGCUUUACAAAAAGCCCUCUUGAAUUUAGUAAUAUAUUUUUCCUUGACAGGAAAGACGAGAACAAUCGCCUGACUCUUGUAAUAGAUUUUAAGAAGGAGAAACAAGACCAGGGGAACCGGUGUUACAGGUAAAUCCAUCGUUGGCCGCGUCUUAUCCUUCACAACUGUUACAUUGUAAUACAUUUAGCUGAAGAUUUCUCCCUACCAGCUGCCGGGGAACAGCUAAAUAAUGAUGGUUUUAUUUAUUCCUUGUUGUUGUUAUCACCUGCACUGAAAGAAUGUCCCCUAGGGGAGACACUCUAUUGAGGCGGGGGUACUCAGUUAUAGCAGUGAUGGGGAAGCGCGAAACCCCUUUUCUAUGGGAUAAGAAAAAUCUAGAAUCAAAUCGAAAUUCAAAUAUCUGUCUUACGAAAAUAGAGUUCGAUCCGUGGUAUCGUCCUUCGCAGCUAAAAUUCGGAAAAAAAUUCACAACUGUAUUCCCAUUUUCCCUUCCCUUUUUUGUAGACUGACAGAUGCUAUAAACUAGGGUAACAUCCGUAAACCGCGUAUUUGGCAAUUUAAUGGUAUGACAGAAGUACGAACCUAGGGUUACGCUGGAUUUACAAAGAAAACAGAUCGUACAGGUCCACCGACAUCGGGGUUUCCGUCAUAUUUGGCAUGUUUUUUGAACAUUCGCUUAACAUCGACUCCACGUAUUUGCAUCUGUGGGGAUAAAUUCACCGUUAGUCACGCCCUCUCUUGUAAAAAGGGGGGGUUUGUAGCGCAGAGACAUGACAGUGUACGGAACUUGUUAACGACAUUCAUCGACAAGACAAGAUCUGCAAUGAAUUAAUUAGAUUUUUUGUAACGGCAGGUUGAUUGUAAAUAGGAUUUUAAUUGAGGAUUUGUAAUAAAGAUUUUAAUUAAAAUUAUUAUUAUUAUUAUUAUUAUUAUUAUUAUUUUAUUUUAUUUUUAUUUUUUUAAUAUUUUUAUUUUUAAGCGCUGAUGAAAAUAGCAAUAUUGAUACCGGCGCUAUAUAAGUAUUAUUAUUAUUAUUAUUAUUAUUAUUAUUAUUAUUAUAACCAGUUUAGAUGUAUAGGUCUAUAUUGUGGACUUUAUGACUGACUUACACUAGUACCUUUUUUCAGGCGUCCAUUCCAUUUCACUCCACUGAGCGAUGGAUCGCCCUACGACGCCGCUGUAUUGGCAUUCCUCUUCUUGUCAGUGCGAGGAGCAUUUUCCCUCGCACCGAUAGAUGCCUAUGGAAGCGGAGAUUUCUCUCUCAGAGAAGAGGCGAAAUCUUGGCCGCUACUCUGCCACGUCGAUAACUCGAGUGGCAAGAUAAACGUGAGUCUUAAAUCACACAUUCUCUCUGAUAUAGUUUCCUUUUUUCCGCUUGGUUAAAAAGUGCUUGUUAUGCAGGACACACAACAGUGGAAAAACUGGGUAGAAAAUUGUUCCGAGGUGUAAGGACAUCACAACCAUGCUUUAACUGCCAAUGACUUACAAGUCAAAGGCAUAACAAAAAAUAUGCAUCCAAACAGGAUGUAAUGAUAAUUCGGUUCAGUUACUGCUCCAUCCAUUCAUUACAAGGCACGAGGUUUGAUUUAGUUGUUGGUCUGAGUGCAUAAUUAUCAAUAAUUCUUUUGUCACUUCUACUGUAAACAUGAAUUCGGGUGACAUGAGCGUAUUUAUAUCCCUAUCAAUGAUGCCAUAUGGAUGUCAUUUAUAGACUAAGUUUUCUAAAAAAUUUUUAUGCAACGAAAACUUCACAUUUUAUGAUAACAAAUUCUUGCAAGUUUUCAUUCCCAGAUGCUGUUCACUUUAAUUUCCAUUUAUCGCCAACGCUUAAGACAAUGCAAUCUUAUUCCGGUGUUUUUUCUUCUUGUAGAACAACAAACCACUAACUGAUUUAACCAGCCUCUUCAAGAGGGUGGUAGUGAAAGCCGGGUUUGACCCGAGGCGGAUUACCCACCAUUGUAACAGGUCGGUAAGUUCAUUUUCUUUACUAAAACGUGGAGUCAUAACUGCAUGCGGAACCAAUUCGAGAGAAAAUAGUUUUAGUGGAAGAGAAGUCUCUGGUAUGUUUUGAUGGAUGGACGAAAGACGCGCUCGCCGACGACUUUCUGGAAAAGGAAUCUUGCUUCUCAAAAACUGGUUAUGAUCUUCCUUUAUUCUUCUCAGGGAUUUGCCACUACCUUUAUAAUCAACCAGAUGGUUGAAAACAAUGGGGUCUUUCCGCGGGAGGCAAUCUCCACCCUGUGUCGCCUCGCAGGGUGGAGCGAGAAGGGGGGCACUUGGGCCCUGUAUAUCAAGGAGGUUAUGGAGAGGCACUUGGACACAAGUGCCUACAUCUACAGGUAAAAGCAUGCAUAUGGGGUAUACUUGAAUCGCUUAUACGUGCCAAUGUUGUAUGAAGAAGGGCAAAUGCACGAUUUAUUGAAAUGGCUGGCUCUUGCGCGCUGAUUGGUAAAGGUGGUAGUGCAUUUUUUUCCCCUUUCUUCCUUGUCUUGGUGAAAGUGAGACCCCUAUUGCUGGUGGAAAGAGCCGCAAUGUGAAGGGACUGAGAAAAAAGUGCUCCGGUCAUCUAUCCUCUGGCACUUCAUCGAAGAUCAAUCAAUCAAUCACCACGUAACACCUAGAGCUCCCACAAGCUCGUAAUCGAACAUGGAAUGUAACUGUAAUUUUCUUGUGGUACUAUUCAGAAGCGCAGAGGCUUCAGAGUGAUCACUAAACCUUUUCGACAGUUCCUAGCUCAGCCUUUUGUAAACUUCUAGUCUCAUCUCAUCAUUUCAAGGUUAUUUAAAAUCCAAAGCCGGCAAACAUAAAUUACUGAGCAUACUGGUAAAUAGAGUGGUUAACGCAGAAUGAAAUAGAUAGAGAAAAUAGAUUUGAAGAUAAAAUCAAACCCCAGUUUACAGACACUCGUCGUUAAUACUGACACUUUCUGUGGACCCGCAGUGUCCAUGAGAACGUGGUUUGAGUAUAGCCCCAAUUUGAUAAUACUGUAAGACUGGGGCUUAUGCCAUUUCUCCCUGGAAACGAAAAUAUUGUGUAAUUGAAUUUCUCUUGUUGUGCUAUUGUCAUCGCAGGGAUCUGAGAAACGAGAAAACUUCCUACUUAAAGGCCAUAAAAACAAGUUUUAACUACCGUCUGGUUAAACCAGAAAAAAACUUGGUCACAAGAGAAGAUUGCCUUCAAGCCGACGAAUCAUCAUUCCUCGAAUUUGAGGAUUCGUUUAGUGACGAGGUGUUGAAAACAACGAUAGGGGAGGCGAGUGAAGGUAAAUAAAUUAUUCCAUUUCUUAAAAGACAUGUUCGAGAAAUUGAGCGAUCACGAGUCUUUAACAUCCUAAACUAGAAUAACAGUCUCUUUUCUCUUUACACAUACAGCUCUAAAACGCCUCAAGACCGGAACCAAUCCAGAGGAAACUUUUAAUGGUAAACAUGAGGAUUACAUUAAAUGGCUUAAAAUUUUUUAGGGUAGUGCGGUCACCUUUGAGGUACUUUCUCAGUUUCCUUUUUCCUUUUUCAGACCAGAUUCCUGAACUAUGACUUUUAUUUGUUUCCCAUGAAAGUACUUGGAGCCAUACGCAUAGUAAGCGCGGCAGAUACCUAUCGCCGGUCAUUUCAUGUAUUAAGCUUGUCUGAAUCUGAUUCAUACUAUUUAACUCAUGCGACCACUCAGGCUAUUUCUCAAUUUACCCUUUCCUUUUUUCGGGGAUACCAUACUUUACUAAAAACAGGUGUGGAUGAUGACCUUCCUUACCAGACGUUCAAAUGCCCUUAUAAAUUGAUGACUCUCUCGGCUGUCUCCACCUCCUUCUCACACGUUAUGAGGAAUAGUUGGACAUAAGCAUUUAAGAUCUGUUGGUUUGACUAUGUGGCGAGAUAUUUAAGUAAUGAUCCGGGUAAGGUGGAUAGCAAUUUCUUUUGUUAUGCGGCAACGGUGCUUUCCCCACAUAGGAAUGUUCUCAUUUUUACACAGAGAAUGGAUAAACCUCAUGAAGGCCGUUUACCCAAUAAAAUGCAUUUACACUCCACUUUGAAAAGGUGUUUUUUUGUAUUAAAAGAUUUUGGCCAAUGACAAGAGUUGAAAACAAUAGCCAAGAAAAGUUUACAAUUUUACAUGUUCCCCACAUAGGAUUUUUUUGUUAUUCAAACUGAGACUAGAUUUUGUUAUAUGGAAGAUGGCUGGAAAGUAAGGAUGAAUAUAUGUACUGCUUUAUGCAGUUUUGUUAACUUUGCUGUUUAAGCCAAUCAGAAGUAAGCACAGACAAUAGAAAAGUUAGCGUUUUUUUGGCAUUCCAACAUGUUUGUUGCCGUUGUUGCUAUCGUUCUUAUCUGGACCGUUUCUUAACACUUUUGGCCGUAUUACAUAAGAUCCGAUUGAGCCAAUUGAUUCUUAUCUUUUGAUCAUAGGUUUAAAGCGGGAGAAGUUAGAGACCCGCCUAAAAGCUGCAAAGUUGCGUGCAGUGGCUCAUUAUGCCACUGCACGUAACAAUGAAAAUCACGACAGGCAGUGGGCACUUCCCCAAGCACCCAACCCCAACAAGGAGGUAAGAGUCCUAUAUAAUAUUAGAGAGCAUUCCUCAUAUUUAAUCGUGAAAAUAACGUUCCCUAAAAAGAACCAAGUUCUCAACUUAUUUGGAGGGUCCAUUCAAAUAACUCUUUGACAAUAUAUAUUUGUUAUUAUUGACCUGAAAUGCGACGACGACGGUGACGGCAACGGGAACGUCAAAAAGGCAAUACGUUGCGAUGAUCUAAGAUUAGCAAAAUAACAACUUUGCACGUGUUUUGUACAUUUCUUUGCCGUCACAGCACGACUACCACGUGAAAAUGCCUAAUUUUACGAUAGACAAGCUACUACGAAACUUUCCUUCUCUUUCUGAACCUGGAUAUGGUUUUUAGGAACUCUGGGAGAGUUCGCUUCAAAAUUUGACAAAGAAAGUUAGUGGGAACUGUCGCGACGAAGGUUGAAUGAACGCAAAUUCACUUGUUGCCGCUGACGUUUCCUCCCUCUGUUCUUAAGGUCACUAUUGAUGGGGGAAGGGGAGCGGUCUUGUAUGUGCUAAAACGUAAAGGUCUCCCAAAUUUACAAUAGGGAGUUUGAGAAUUACUAAGACUAGAUGACGACAGAUACGCAAUCGCCAUUUGCCAUACUUUGAUGACUGAAGAAAAACUAUCCUGGACAUGAAUUCUUUUGUGAUAAAUUGGUUGUCGCCUGCUUAUGUCCGAAGUUGCGCAGUUACAACAGAGGAAUGUACACAAAAGGGUGUUUUCUUACCGAGGCGGUAUUUCACAAUAAUUUUUGCCCAUCGUGACAUCUUCAAUUCACCAAUAUUUAACCUUUCACUUAUUGCAGGCAUUCAAAGAUCCCUUGUCGAUAACAGAAUUUUUGGAGAGAAAUAUGCCCCUUGUGCAGAAUGACCUAGCUCUGAGGAGGUUUUCCCCGGUGGAUUACGGGCAGCCCCUCACGGAAGCUGUAAUUUGUCCUUACAGUGGCUGCCCGUUCUCCACCGGCGAUGGAGAGGCAAUGAAACGGCACCAACAAGAGAACAGGCACCCUGGAUGGGGGCGCUACAAUGAAAGACCCGUGGAAAAGAAGUGGAUCUGCCCUAAA
This is a messenger RNA of Porites evermanni, 8329 nucleotides long. Lineage: Eukaryota; Metazoa; Cnidaria; Anthozoa; Scleractinia; Poritidae. The record is from the annotation of a GenBank genome assembly.